This is a messenger RNA of Clupea harengus (Atlantic herring), 751 nucleotides long. RefSeq names its product small nuclear ribonucleoprotein D3 polypeptide, like (gene snrpd3l). The record is from RefSeq and is a predicted model, not a curated record. Gene Ontology annotation, molecular function: RNA binding. Gene Ontology annotation, biological process: spliceosomal snRNP assembly; RNA processing. NCBI's taxonomy places the organism in Eukaryota, Metazoa, Chordata, Actinopteri, Clupeiformes, Clupeidae. Gene Ontology annotation, cellular component: spliceosomal complex.
AACAGCAAAUAAGAAGGAGCAGUAGUGCAUUGUGGGUAGCAAGCGGGAACAAUCGGAGAAUUUUUAGCAGUAGACGAGUUUUCGAACAAUUAUCAGCCCAGUAACGAGACGAGACGAAAGUCUUAAGACGUGAAUUGAAAGACUUGCAGAAGUUACUCUACGCAAAAUGUCUAUCGGCGUACCCAUAAAAGUUCUGCAUGAAGCAGAAGGACACAUUGUCACAUGCGAAACCAACAGCGGAGAAGUGUACAGAGGAAAGUUAGUAGAAGCGGAGGACAACAUGAACUGCCAGAUGGCCAAUCUCACGGUGACGCACCGAGAUGGCAGGGUGUCUCAGCUGGAACAGGUCUACAUUCGGGGCAGCAAAAUCCGCUUCCUCAUUCUGCCGGACAUGUUGAAGAACGCGCCCAUGUUGAAAAGUAUGAAGAACAAGAACCAGGCCGCUGGAGCUGGCAGAGGGAAAGCUGCCAUCCUCAAAGCACAAGUGGCUGCAAGAGGUCGUGGUAGAGGAGGAGGUGGCAGAGGGAACAUCUUCCAAAAGAGGCGAUGAUUAGUUAUUACAGUUUUAUUUUCAACAGUAAAGUUGAAAAUAAAGAGGUUUUUUUUUUGUGUGUGUCCCUUAUGAGAGGUCAUGCUAUUUUGUCCUUUUUUGGGCUAUUGAGUUUUUACAGUUCUGAUUUCCUAGCCUUCUUGAUUAUUUGGUCAUGUCAAUGUUUUUAUUUGUAUUAAACAACAAGAAGCUAUAAAAGCU